Adineta ricciae is the source of this 2664-nucleotide messenger RNA. The record is from the annotation of a GenBank genome assembly. Lineage: Eukaryota; Metazoa; Rotifera; Eurotatoria; Adinetida; Adinetidae.
AUGCGUCUUUCUAUUUUAUUCGCUCUUGCAGUUUGUAUAUUUUCGUCGAGUGAAAAAGCAACUGCAAUCAACUUUUACGAUACUAAGCUAGCAGCAAAUGAUUUUCUAUUGGUUUUUCAUACACUGUACACAGGCAUCACGAACGAUUCCGUUCGAUAUCAGUGUCAUGCAUUCGGAAACGAAACUUUUGAAGUCGAUUUUCCUUUCAAAUCAAUUCAAUCUUUUUCUAUUGGCCGAGAACAAAAUCAAACUCAACUUUAUUUCGUUAUUUCCGGAGCUGUCAAUGAAUCGAUGUUUUACAUGUCAAAGAUUACUGCGCAAUGUCAUAAAAAUCGAAAUACAAAAGUGUCGCUCCCACAGACGGUCUUCUUCAAAACGCAGAACAUGUCACGUGCAAUUGUUAGUGUUGAUCCUCAAGGUCAUUUUGCUAUUGGUGUCACGGACACGUCUGUGUUCUACUAUAAUCUAGUUACUCUGGAACAUUUCACACUGAAUGUAACAUGGCCCGAUAGCAAGACGUUCUUACCAUUAGCAGUUGACAUAAGUCAUGAUUUUAUAUACAUUGCAGGCAAUACUGGAAUGAAGCUUUUUCCUGAAGACGACGACGGCGCAAUGCGUUCUGGUGUCGCAAACAUUUAUGUGUUAUCCAUUACAAAUCGUCAUACAAUUCAGUUUUAUGACCGAUGGGAAUCAAAUGUCUAUUUCAUAAAUUCAGCCAUGAAGUUAUCGUUACGAGUUAAUUUGAAGAAUGAACAAGUAUUAUUCGGUAUGCCAACGAUCAAUACAGUUCACUUAUUGCUCACUAAUAAGACGUCGAAUCAUCUUGUUUAUCUUACUUCUAAAACAACAACGAAAGGUGUCCGUGUAGGAGGAUAUGGAUGGAUUGUUGAAUGGUGUGACAAUUAUGAAAAAGCGAUCAUCGUCAAUGUCGAGUAUUAUGGCAAUUCCAUCAAAAGUGGCGGAUCAUAUUUUGAAUAUUACGAUAUGAAUAAUAAUCAUUAUAUCAAUAAUUCCACUAUGCCAUUUUCAAUAUUUCCAAACAGUGAUCAGGAAAAUUCUGGGUUUUCUAGCAGUCCUGUGGCCCUUCUAGCAGCAACAGCGUCUGCACUAUACGUCAUGAACGUAAAAGAAGAUAUUUUAGUGAUUCCACCGUCUAAACCAGGAUACUUUUCUGUCAACCAUGCAGCAAUGGCACAUCCUGCAAAUCCGUAUUCGAUAUAUACCUUAAUACCCAAUAUCGCUCUUUGUCCACCAGGUACAUAUAAAAACGACACAGGACCGUGGUCAUGCCGUCAAUGUCAAAUGAAUUCUUCACAGCAAAACGUUAGUCAUAAAUGUUCACAGUGUAACGAUGAAUCAUAUUGUCCACUGGAACACGCUAUAUAUCCCACGGAAUUAUACGAUACUGAGCAAUAUACUGGCUAUCCCGAAACACCGGAGAUUGAUGUUUUUGCGGAUAUUCUCCUUCGUAAUAUGUUUCGCAUAAAUUGUCUGCGAACAUCACCGUUUCUUUAUACAAUGAUUGCGUUAAUUAUUGCAAUAACGAUCGCCAUAAUUAUCGGUUCUUUGAAGUUUUCAAAACGAACAGUAGUACAGCAAACGAAUAUCACGCGAGCCUUGCAAUAUCUCGAUCUGAUCGAACAAGGUAGUCUUUGGUUUGGAGGCUUAGUUAGUAUCGUUUUAAUGGUGCUUCUUGGACUAGCAGUUCUAUUUAGUUAUUCUUUUUAUUAUCAAUAUCCAAUUACAAACGAACAUGAGUUCGAUGACAAUGCUUGCUUAUCAAAUCAUCAUUUGAAUGCUAAAUUUGAAACAAAUUUACAGUUUUUGAAACAAAAUCCCCGUGAAUUAGGUGAAAUCUUUCACCUAUUAGAUUCGCAAGACUUUACAUUGAACAUUGAAGUAAUCAGCAAAGCAUUUCAUUGCGGACGAUUAUUGAUUCAGUCUGCAUAUCCAGUUUCUUGCUAUACACGCGGUUUUAUAUCAUAUGCAUCGACUAAAUUGUUCUCACAUCAAACACCAACCAUCAUUCAAUUAAGAGGACGUUUACCAAUUGAUGCUAUUCGUAUCGGCUUAACUGCACCGGAGAUUCGUCAAAUGAACAAUCAUGUUCAAACAUUAAACGUGUCCAAAGUAUUCAACGACACAAGUCGAAUAGUAGGAUCUACUAGAGCAUUUCCUCUUGAUCUACAUUUGACAAAGAUAAUCAAUAUUACCGAAGGUUUAACGAAUGCAGAUCAAACGAUGUACAGCGGUUUAUGGUUCCUGACAUUUUCUUCCGAACCCACUCGACUAUAUGUCGCCGAUGAUCCAGAUUCUGUUUCUUCUCGCGAUGCAAUCGAGUUAAAACUAGCUGAAACGUCGUUUUUUAUUAAAAAUAGACAAAAACCUAUUGCACGAAAUUCAGAAAUUAUUUUCAGUACAAUCCUGUUCGUCUGCAUGUGUUUGGAUUUACUAUGUAUGAUCUUUCUUUUGAUAAAACUAUGGCUUAAGCCUAUUCUUAAACUUCUGAUCCUGAAGUUAUGUCCGUCUAAUAGUUGGUUGCAUCUACUGAUCAACGAAAAUCGUGCUGAUACUUCUGCAGACAUUGAUGAACUGAAGAAUAAUAUGGCUAAUUUAACAAGCGAAAUGAAUAUUUUGAAAGAAAAGAUCAGUUCUUUAUCUUAA